Messenger RNA from Gadus macrocephalus (Pacific cod), 4139 nucleotides. It is a transcript of the gene maoa, whose product is annotated as monoamine oxidase. NCBI's taxonomy places the organism in Eukaryota, Metazoa, Chordata, Actinopteri, Gadiformes, Gadidae. The record is from RefSeq and is a predicted model, not a curated record. The coding region runs from base 106 to 1680 and encodes 524 amino acids. Gene Ontology annotation, molecular function: oxidoreductase activity. The transcript is spliced from 15 exons.
AUCUUAUAAUACAGAUGCUAUCUGCUGUUCGCUCUGCGUAAGCGGUGAGCAGCAGAGUGCGGCAGCUUGGAGAAGAUAGCAACCGCGACCGAAAGACGACGCAUCAUGACUACUCCGAACAACACCUACGAUGUUAUCGUGAUAGGGGCAGGGAUAUCCGGCCUGAGUGCUGCCAAGCUGUUGAAAGAAAGCGGGCUCAAUCCAUUGGUUCUGGAGGCCAGAGAUCGCGUCGGUGGAAGGACCUUCACCGUUAGGAACAGGGAGGCCAAAUAUGUUGAUCUGGGCGGGGCCUACGUCGGCCCAACUCAGAACCGCAUUUUGCGAUUGGCUAAAGAAUAUGGCAUUGACACCUACAAGGUCAACGAGGAGGAGAAUCUACUGCACCACUAUCAAGGAAAGAGUCAUGGCUUCAAGGGUACUUUCCCCACCAUGUGGAACCCCCUGGCAUUAAUGGACUUGAACAACCUGUUCAAGAAGAUGGACGAGAUGGGGCUGGAGAUUCCCCGGGAGGCUCCUUGGAGGGCUCCCCAUGCCGAGGAGUGGGACAAGAUGAGCAUGGAGACGCUCUUCAAGAAGCUCUGCUGGACCAGAACCGCCCGCCGGUUCGCCACGCUCUUCGUCAACGCCAACGUGACGUCGGAGCCCCACGAGGUGUCCGCCCUCUGGUUCCUCUGGUACAUCAAGCAGUGUGGAGGCAUCAUGAGGAUCUUCUCCACCAGCAACGGAGGACAGGAGAGGAAGUUUGUGGGGGGCUCCGGCCAGAUCAGCGAAAGCAUGGCCAGAGAGCUGGGCGACCAGGUGCUUCUGCAGUCACCUGUCUGCGGCAUCGACCAGAGCGGCGUCCUGGUGGCUGUGGAGACGCUGGACCAUCGGACCUACAUGGGUAAUUAUGUGAUCGUGGCCACGCCCCCAGCCCUCAACCUGAAGAUGCACUUUAACCCCGCGCUGCCGCCGCUCAGGAACCAGCUGAUCAACCGCGUGCCCAUGGGCUCGGUCAUCAAGUGCAUGGUGUACUACAAGGAGAACUUCUGGAGGAAGAUGGGCUUCUGUGGCACCAUGAUCAUUGAGGACGAAGAAUCUCCCAUUGGCCUCACACUGGACGACACCAAACCGGAUGGGAGUGUCCCGGCUAUUAUGGGAUUCAUCCUCGCCCGCAAAUGCAGGAAGCUUUCAGUCCUGAGCAAAGAAGAGAGGUUGAAGAAGAUCUGCGAGCUCUACGCCAAAGUGCUGGGUACAGAGGAAGCUCUGCAUCCUAUCCACUAUGAGGAGAAGAACUGGUGUGAAGAACAGUACUCAGGAGGCUGCUACACUGCCUACUACCCACCCGGGAUCCUCACUCAGUUUGGCCGGGUGCUGAGAGAGCCGGUGGACAGGCUGUUCUUUGCAGGCACAGAGACGGCCACGGAGUGGAGCGGAUACAUGGAGGGUGCCGUCCAGAGUGGGGAGAGAGCUGCCAGGGAGAUCUUGCACGCCAUGGGUAAAAUCCCCCAGAAUCAAAUCUGGCAAGAGGAGCCUGAGUCUUUGGACGUCGUCCCCCGCCCAUUCGAAGAGACCUUCGCGGAGCGCCACAUGCCUUCAGUGGGCGGCUUCCUGAAGUUCCUGGGAUUCACCGCCUUCCUCUCUGUCGCCACGGCAGCGGUCCUGAUGGCCCAUAAGAAGGGGCUCUGCCCCCGACGCUAAGGCAGCUCAGGCUCCCGCUCCUUCACUUCCUCCUCGUCCCACGCCCCUGGAUCUGCCGGCGAGGGGUGCACCUCAACCGACGCCGUACCCCGUCCCGUACCUCUACCGUGCUUCUUUGGUUGUGGGCCGCGCCGCGAAAAAUAAAGGAGUGAAGUAUGUAAAGGGUGUCAGGGCAUCGGUUGAGACUCACCCCUCAUGUCGCUCGGAGAGAGACUGUUCCACCCGUAUCACCACACUGAUCUGUCAUCGCUCUAGUGGCUGUCUAGCCACGAUGGAGAGGAGAGAGAGAGAGAGAGAGAGGGAAGGGAGAGGAAGGACACACAGAGAGAGAGAGAGAGAGAGAGAGAGAGAGAGAGAGAGAGAGAGAGAGAGAGAGAGAGAGAGAGAGAGAGAGAGAGAGAGAGAGAGAGAGAGAGAGAGAGAGAGAGAGAGAGAGAGAGAGAGAGAGAGAGAGAGAGAGAGAGAGAGAGAGAGAGAGAGAGAGAGAGAGAGAGGGAGAAAAAAAAGAGAGAGUAGGGAUCCAAAAAAAGGGAUUGAGGAGCUGAAGAGAACCGUUGCCAUGGAAACUACUGAUUUUAAGAAAAUUCCAAUCAUCUUUUUCGGAUUGUCAUUGGGAAUCAGACAUUCAAAUGAGUUAUUAAGGGAGCAGGGUGGGGGGGUGGGGUCCAUUUAAGUUGUCACACAUGGCCAAUGCAUUCACAGUAUAGCUGGGUAAGAGCGUGCGUUGAUGUACCACACUCAUGUUGGGUGUGCGUACACCUUUUGAUCGCCUAUGUGUGCGUGUGCUUCCGCAUGCGUGCCUAUGAGGUGUUUGCCCUCAUGCACACAUUGCGCCCAAAUACUGUGUUGAUGCUAGGUGCUGAUCCAAACAACAGUAGGUGGGCCAGGCAGGUCAUGAUAGACUAGAAUGGUGCCAAUGUUCAAUACUAGACAACAGAGAGUUCCUUACUGGGGUUUGAAUACUAGUAGUAGGCCACUAGUAAGCUGCUGUGGAUGGUUACUAUAGGAAGGUGCAAAACAUCUUAAAGCAUUUGAAUGUAUGUUCUGCACACUAAAUGAGACCGUGUGCUACAUUUAGUUAUUGGGCUUUUAUUUUUAUUUUUAUUUGUUUUGUUCAAUGCUCAUCAGAUAUGAGAUAUAUGCAUUGAUGAGACGUCACAUUAAUUGGUUUAGGUUUAGAAUGACCCCAAUUGUAUGUGCGUCAUAAACAAGUUGUGUUACAUUGUGUGACACAAUGACAGUAGUUCACCUCUAUCGGCUGAUGCUCUCAUCCUUGUCUCUGUAUCUCCUCUGGGGCUGAAGUUUAAAAAGAAUCUCCUGUUUUUUUCCCCCUUAUUAUUGUCUCUUUUUUGGAAAUAAAAGAUAAAUGCCUGAGACAGAGAAUAAAUAGACAAAAAAAUAGGUGGUUAUCACUGAAGUAGACCCAAAGAAUAAUUAUUUUUCUCAGCUUUUUAAUGAGCAUAUAACUUCCAAAACAUUCUAUGAUGAGAUGUCUUUGUUCAAUCCUUUUAUUAUAUUCCUUUGUUGAAAAGGAAAAUGGAAACGUGAUCUUGUCAAAUGCAACUCCUCAAUAUAUAUAUAUAUAUAUAUAUAUAUAUAUAUUCAACUGCUGUGCGUUUAAAAAGCAACAGUUUUAAGUUCUUUUAAGAGCUUUAAUGUAAGUCAACUGUGUGUGUGUGUGUGUGUGUGUGUUUGGGGUGUCUACGCGCACAUUUGUGUCUGUACACGUGCAUUGAAGGGAUCAUGUGUAGUGUAAUCCCCAAAGAAAGAUUUAUAUAGUGGGUGUAGUAGCUGUGCCUUAAUUGAAGUCGUGGUGUUGUGUCUCUUUCUCUGAAGUGCCUGUGUAUCCUCAGCCCGCCCGAAACCCUUCCUUUAAUGGAGGUGACAGGUCCCAUCAACCAGUUAUUGGAUGAUGAAAUACCAAGAUGAACAAAAUAACAACCUUUAGUUCAUACAGGUUAGGUUCUAGUAUCCGUUCUGUUCCGCUGGUCUGCGUUAUUCACCUGAGCAGGUAAACUGUUGCACCAUAGACCUAAGGACACUCACCUCCAUUUAAGCAAACGUGCGUGUGUUUCUGUAUUGUUGUGAUCCAUAUGCUCGAUGCCAUUACCAAUCCCUAGUGGUACUUUGUAUUAUCCCUCUUGUUCGCCUUUUGGUUCGCCAAGGCGGACUUGGGGCUCCGGUUUGAAAUCCAGGAUCACCAUUGAAGGUCCAUAUUUACUGUAAGGAAUGAAUACCAAUCACACAAACGCUAAUUAAACUUCUGAUCCUCCUCUGACACUCUUCCUAGAUUGCUGUAGCUCAGAUCCAUGUUUUCCGUCCUUGUUUACUCUUCCAACUCUGGGCGAACAACCCGUGCCCCUUGAACGGAUUUUUUGAUGUCAUUGUAUAUUAUGACUCCUUCAGAACCCUGAAUCAACCUUCAGAGUUCAAACAGUCAAAUAAAUCUUUUACCCGUA